GGUGCCGCAGGGCCAAUGGGAGCGGUGCCGGCCCAGCCUGUCCCGCCCUGCGCCUCCGGACGUCUGUGCCGAGACAUGGCCGCUGCGGAUGCCGGGUCCUUGAGCUGAGCGCCUGCUGCGGGAGCCAACCUCUGCCGUCAACCGUCCGCACGGGCUGGGCCCAGACGCCGGGACGGCGAAGAUCCGCGGAGAAGGCUGAGGCUGCCACAGGACGCCGCCGCGGCGGGCGCAUGGCGUCCAUCUUGCUCAGGAGCUGCCGCGGCCGGGGGCCUGCCCGCCUCGCGCCACCGCGGGUCGCCUCCCCGCGGGGUAGUCUGAGGGAUCGAGCUUGUCUCAGUUGUACCAGGACUGUGGGGUUGACGAGCCAUGAGAGUGUUCUGUCUCGCUGUUGUACUCCAGCCCAUCCUGUGUACCUCUGCUUCAAAGGUGAGCCCCUCAGCUGUUGGACUCAGAGGCCUGUGUGUCAGGGCACCACGGCAAGGGCAACAUGGACUCCUGCCUCUGCAAAGCUGGUGGUUACAGGACCUCAGUACCUUACUGUGCGAGGCUGGCACUCAUCAUCCCCGCUAGGAGAGGACUCUGUGAUAGAGAAGUCCCUUAAGUCCUUAAAGGACAAGAAUAAGAAGCUGGAAGAGGGUGGCCCCGUGUACAGCCCACCAGCUCAGGUGGUGGUGAAGAAAUCCCUUGGGCAAAAGGUACUGGAUGAACUGAAGCACUACUACCAUGGCUUCCGCCUGCUCUGGAUUGACACCAAGAUUGCUGCUCGUAUGCUGUGGCGCAUCCUCAAUGGCCAUACGCUGACCCGCCGGGAACGUAGGCAGUUUCUCCGGAUCUGUGCAGACCUUUUCCGUCUAGUGCCCUUCCUGGUGUUCGUGGUGGUGCCCUUCAUGGAGUUCCUGCUGCCUGUGGUUGUGAAGCUCUUCCCCAACAUGCUGCCCUCCACAUUUGAGACCCAGUCUAUCAAGGAGGAAAGGCUGAAGAAGGAGCUUAGGGUGAAGCUGGAGCUAGCCAAGUUUCUCCAGGACACCAUAGAGGAAAUGGCCCUGAAGAACAAGGCAGCCAAAGGGAAUGCCACCAAAGAUUUCUCUGCAUUUUUCCAGAAGAUCCGGGAGACAGGGGAGCGACCCAGCAAUGAGGAAAUCAUGCGUUUUUCCAAAUUAUUUGAGGAUGAACUGACCCUGGAUAACCUCACGAGGCCUCAGCUGGUAGCACUGUGCAAGCUGCUGGAACUUCAGUCCAUUGGCACCAACAACUUCCUGCGUUUCCAGCUCACCAUGCGCCUGAGGUCCAUAAAGGCUGAUGAUAAGCUGAUUUCUGAGGAAGGGGUGGACAGUCUGACUGUGAAGGAAUUGCAGGCAGCAUGUCGAGCACGAGGCAUGCGGGCACUCGGUGUCACAGAAGACCGUCUAAAGGGCCAGCUGAAACAGUGGCUAGACUUACACCUGCAUCAUGAGAUCCCCACAUCAUUGCUCAUACUGUCCCGGGCCAUGUACCUCCCAGACACCCUCUCACCUGCUGACCAGCUGAAGUCCACCUUGCAGACCCUUCCAGAAAUUGUGGCAAAGGAGGCUCAGGUAAAAGCGGCAGAAGUGGAAGGCGAACAGAUAGACAACAAGGCGAAGCUGGAGGCCACACUGCAAGAAGAGGCCGCCAUCCAGCAAGAACACCUGGAAGAACUAAAGAGAGCUGCAGAGGCUGUGAAGGACAUUCAGCCAGAAGUAGUAGAAGCCACUGUCCCUGAGAGGCCAGUGGCCGAGCUUGAGCCCAAGAUGGUUGAUGUGAUCCUGCCCUCAGAGGUACUGAAGGAUACGGCACCUGUACUGGAAGGUUUGAAGGGAGAAGAGAUUACCAAGGAGGAAAUUGACAUCCUCAGUGACGCCUGCUCUAAGCUACAGGAGCAGAAGAAGUCCCUGAUCAAGGAGAAGGAGGAGCUGGAGCUACUGAAAGAGGAUGUCCAGGACUACAGUGAGGACUUACAGGAGAUCAAGAAGGAACUUUCAAAGACAGGUGAUGAGAAGUACAUAGAAGAAUCUAAAGCUAGCAAGAGGCUGUCAAAGCGAGUACAGCAGAUGAUUGGGCAGAUCGAUGGCCUGAUCGCACAACUGGAGACCACUCAACAGAAUGGCAAGCUGGGCCCCAGUGAGAGCUCUCCAACAGGGGAGAGUGUCAUCAGCAUCAGUGAGCUCAUCAGCGCCAUGAAGCAAAUCAAGCACAUUCCAGAACACAAGCUGAUCAGUUUGACUUCCGCCCUGGAUGAAAAUAAGGAUGGCAAUAUCAACAUCGAUGACCUUGUUAAGGUAAUCGACUUGGUAAACAAAGAAGAUAUUCAGAUCUCUACCAGCCAGGUAGCCGAAAUUGUCGCCACACUAGAGAAGGAAGAAAAGGUGGAAGAGAAAGAAAAGGCCAAGGAGAAGGCUGAGAAAGAGGCUGCAGAAGUGAAGAAUUAGAGCCACCGGCUUCCAGCCCACAAGGUCUGCCUUCAUCGUGCUACGCCAACCACGGUGGCAUGACAAACAAGAGUGAUUGCUUUGAGGUGAUUCUUAGUGGCAAAUCUAGUAUUUUGUCUGGAAUAAAUCAGAAACUUCCACAAUGAAGCCAAUUUUAAUUUUCAUCAUUCCACGAAGAUUCAGUCCAGCUGGAGCCAGAAAGGGUGGCUGUGUCUGGACUUGUGCCAUGGUAUGGUACUAAACAGCCCUAACCUGUGGGUUAAGGUACAGCUGCCAAUAGGGUCAUAGCCCCACGCUGACCUCUAGCUUCAGUGAUGGCUCUGGCCAGGCUUGGUAGGAAGGCAUAUUUCUGUAUGUGUCCUUACUGGAUUUCCGUCCUGUGAGAGCAGAGUGAGAACCAACUGGACCCCAACACCUGUGUGGAGCCAAGAGGAUGUUCCUGUGUGUCCUCAUAGGCCUUGGGAUAGGAGUUAGACACAAGUGCAGGCCGCUCUGCUCUGAAGACACUGCUGUCAGCCUGAGGGACUGAGAUUCCUAAAUGCCAGUGUUCAUAGAUCUGUUUGCUCAUGCCUCCACAAUUGUCUUUACCACAGGUCCCUGACAGCAGUGUCUGUGUCCUGUGUGAAUUCCGAGGCAUGUUGACUAGAGCUCAGUUCACCACUGAUGUCCACUUAAUAAUUCUUUAACUGACUGGUACUGAAUUUUCAUACAUGACCGUCCACCUAAUUCAUGAGUAAUUCCUAAUAUAGUGGGUGACACACAUUGAAGAAGCCUUUGAAAAUGAAAUCUUUUCUGUUGGGCAUCCACAUUGCUGAGCAGACCUGGGGAAUAGAACUGACAUCUGCAACUUGAAUAUACCUGAAGCUUUGUGUGGCUUGUCACAUGGGAAUCAAUGUGUGUUUAUAGGCUCAAGGCUCCAGCUUCUUUAGCACAAAUGCUCGUGGCUGUGCUCCAGCCACCUAGGAGUGAGGAAGUUGUCCUGUGAUGCUGCGGAGCUCUCAGGAUGGGGAUCCCUGCCCACCGACUCACUGGCAGCACCCCUCUGAGUGGACAGUCUAGAGCACUUUGCUGAGUGGCCAGCAGCCUUUCUCAUUUGGAAAUGGCUCCUUGGACAGGCCAGGGCUGGGUGUCCUGUGGCCUCACCCCAGCCUUGGAGCUCAGAGGGAGGAAGAUGAUAAGUUCAGCUUGGGCUACUUAGCACUCCCUGUCUAGGAAAAAAAAAUUCCUUGACCCCAGAUAGCAUUUGGAACAUGUAUAGAGAAGCAGCAAGCAGAAUGAGACUUUCUUUCUUAACUGUUAAAGGGAGCAUAUUCUGCUAAGCAGGGAUAAGAUGAUUCUUGUGUGUAAACCUGUGCAGAGUAACAGAGGAAGGAGCCUAAUGGCUCCAUGGUCACAUCUGAAUCCUGGUGUCCCUAUGAGGACAAGAUUAUGGUUGCCAAGUAUGUUCCCACAGCAGAGGGUAUCUCCUGUGACCAGCACUCUGGAGCCUGUCCUGUGUCUGCCAUCUUCUUCAUCCUUUAUUGUAUUACUGAGCACUGUCAGUGGCCUGUGCUGGCUGCUGCUGCCUCAGGAAUUCCCUGCUGUCCCUCUAAUCUCCACUCUGGACUCAGUCCUCACAAGUCACACCAUCACUCCACUGCAGGACCUUUAGCAAACACACGUGCUAGGAGGUAUACCAGUAGAUGCUUGGUUUUUGGAGUUGUCCCCACGUCUGUUUGCUUCACUGACCUUAUGUAGUACAGCUGGGUCAGGGUUAGAAAUACCAGAUCCACCAGGCAGUAAUGGCAGUGUACACCUUUAAUCCCAGCACUUGGAAGGUAAAGGCAGGUGGACAGCCAGAGCCACACAGAGAAACCCUGUCUUGAACCACUACCACCACCACCACCCUCUAAAAAAAAGGGUGGGGGGAGAUCCAGGACUGAGCAUCUGAAAGCUGUGUUUCAGCCGUCCUAACUGCCUGCACCUCAGCAUUUGCCCAGGGCACAUGUUCAGGCGCCGAGAUGUCUGCACCUCUUAAAUUAAGGUUUCAACCCAGGAGUCUGGUGUUUCCCCUCUCCACUCCGAACCACCUUCCCACACAGGAUCUGGGAAGCUGGCACCUAAAUUCCAGGCUCCUUUUGGACUAUUAACAUCUUAAAUGUGAAGAGUGCCACGCAGUUCUUAAAAGCCAUUCUCAUGGUCUUGGGCUGUGCCUCCUAGGACCAUGGUAGGGGAGCAAGUUCUGUACUCUCUUGUCUUCCAGGGGUCCCAGAGCCUCCAGCUAAAUCAUGCAUAGACAUCUUCCAUGUUCAUAUAACAGCGCAAAGUGAUACUUGUGAACCCUGAGCAAUCUUUUCAAGGAAUUGAGUGGAAACUCAGACCACCUUGAGCUCUAAUGAUUGUGUUGUGGCUACUAGGUGUAUUCAGAUUUUAGUGGGUCUUGACCCUCCCCUCAGCCCCUAGGUGAGUGCCAGCUCACAUUUGGCGGCUCAGGCCUUGGUUCCAGGCUCAUGACUUGUGGGAGCUAUCUGAGGAAGACCAUGUAUACUCAUCUUGUGCUACAGCCCUGUUUUGUAGAAGCUGACAAGGAAGGACUUUAGACUCUAGGCCAACCCAGGGCCCUGUGGGGCUAGCAGGCUGCAUGAUGUUUUCUAAACACCUUGAUGUAAGGAAUUGACUGAAUAAAGUGCCACUGAUGACUUG
Messenger RNA from Mastomys coucha (southern multimammate mouse), 5129 nucleotides. RefSeq names its product leucine zipper and EF-hand containing transmembrane protein 1 (gene Letm1). The transcript has 14 exons. Gene Ontology annotation, biological process: intracellular monoatomic cation homeostasis. The coding region runs from base 231 to 2447 and encodes 738 amino acids. Gene Ontology annotation, cellular component: mitochondrial inner membrane. Gene Ontology annotation, molecular function: ribosome binding. The record is from RefSeq and is a predicted model, not a curated record. NCBI's taxonomy places the organism in Eukaryota, Metazoa, Chordata, Mammalia, Rodentia, Muridae.